Molecule: messenger RNA, 4227 nt
Organism: Cordyceps fumosorosea ARSEF 2679
Lineage: Eukaryota; Fungi; Ascomycota; Sordariomycetes; Hypocreales; Cordycipitaceae
Product: TORC1 growth control complex subunit Kog1
Exons: 3
Coding region: 1-4227 (1408 amino acids)
Biological process (GO): regulation of autophagy; positive regulation of cell growth; TOR signaling
Cellular component (GO): TORC1 complex; cytoplasm
Molecular function (GO): protein binding; protein-macromolecule adaptor activity
Source: RefSeq, a predicted model, not a curated record
AUGGCACUGCGAGACGGAACCAACGGCUUGGCCCCCAACGGCCACAGCCACGGUAGCAAUCCCGCUAGCAUCAACGGCGAGCCGUCGAGGUUCAAGUCGCAAGACCACUCCCGCAACCACAGCCCCGAUGACGACAAUCAUCGUCCCUCUAGUGCACCUGGCCGUAAAAAUGGCCUCUCCUCCAGCGUUGAGCCCAGAGACGAUCUGGGUGGGCAACGUCCGCAACGCCCAAACAAACCCAUGCUCGUUCGCUCCAAGAGCGACUACGCCAGGCCUCAGGAGCAAGACGACUCCGACCCUGGUGAUGAAGAAAUAGCCACAUGGGGGGCUAGACAUGGCUUCGAAGAUCAUUAUCAAUCAGAGCAUAUCAUAACGCAGCUUGCAACUAAUUGGUGCAUGUAUUUUACCGAUAAGCGGCACGAAACGACCGGCAAGCCCAAGGCCCUCCAAUCCGAGCUCCACGAUUGGCGCCAAAGAGAUCGCCUAAAAACAGUUUCCGCAGCUCUUGCUGUCUGCCUAAACAUUGGCGUUGAGCCACCCGACCAGCUCAAGACGAAUCCCGGCGCCAAGCUCGAGGCAUGGACCGACCCGACUGUGCCGCCGGCUCAAAAGGCAUUGGAGAACAUCGGCAAGGGCCUUCAGUCCCAGUACGAGACGCUGGCUAUUAGAGCUCGCUACAAGCAGUACCUGGACCCGUCCGUUGAAGAGACUAAGAAGUUCUGUGUCUCCCUGCGACGGAACGCCAAGGACGAGCGCGUCUUGCUUCAUUACAACGGCCACGGCGUGCCCAAGCCCACAGCGUCCGGCGAGAUUUGGGUUUUUAACAAGACCUAUACGCAGUAUAUCCCGGUAUCGCUAUACGACCUUCAACAGUGGCUGCAAGCCCCUACCAUUUUCGUGUGGGACUGCUCCGAAGCUGGCAACAUUCUCAAUAACUACCAUAGAUUUGUAGAGAAGCAUGAGGAUGAAGAAAAGGAGUCAGCUCAACGCGACCCUCACUACGAAAAGACGGCUUUCCGUCCCUACAUCCACCUUGCUGCUUGCGCCGCCAAGGAGAACCUCCCGACCAACCCUCUCCUCCCCGCCGAUCUGUUUACCGCUUGUCUCACCACUCCCAUAGAGAUGGCGCUGUGGUUCUUCGUUUUACAGAAUCCUCUCCAGACAAAAUUGACUCCCGAACGCGCCAAAAAGCUCCCGGGCCGUCUACAAGAACGUAGAACCCCCCUUGGCGAGCUCAACUGGAUUUUUACUGCGAUUACGGAUAGCAUUGCCUGGACUACGCUUCCGCGUGAUCUAUUUCGAAAGUUUUUUCGUCAGGACCUUAUGGUGGCUGCCCUGUUUCGCAACUUUCUACUCGCUCAGCGAAUCAUGAUGGUCUAUGGCUGUCACCCCCAGUCGUACCCUCAGCUUCCCGACACGCACCAGCAUCCUCUCUGGGCAACCUGGGAUCUGGCCGUGGACAUGGCGCUCGCGCAGCUGCCUAUGCUCGAGAGGAAGGAAUCCGAUGGCGUCGAGUAUGAGUACCAAAACUCCACCUUUUUCACAGAGCAAUUGACCGCAUUCGAGGUCUACCUGACCCGCGGAGACGCAGUCGCUCAAAAACCACCAGAUCAAUUACCCGUGGUUUUGCAGGUGCUGUUGAGCCAGCAGCACAGAGUGCGUGCCCUGAUCCUGCUUGGAAGGUUUCUUGACUUGGGCCCGUGGUCGGUGCAACUUGCCCUCAGCAUCGGCAUCUUUCCAUAUGUGUUGAAGCUUCUUCAAUCAGCAGCAGUGGAACUGAAGCCUGUCAUGGUGUUUAUUUGGGCUCGACUCAUCGCUGUCGAUAUCAGCUGCCAACAGGAUUUGGCAAAAGACAAUGGCUAUGUCUAUUUUGCGCAAAUUCUCAAGCCUACCGAGGCACUGCCCGUUGUUGAUGGGGAUGAGCACAAAGCCAUGUGCGCCUUUAUACUUGCUAUGCUGUGCAAGGAUUACCAGAAUGGUCAGAUGAUCUGCAACCAGACUGACAUUAUGACUUACUGCUUGACGCAUAUCCAGAAUCAGGAGAAUCACCUCUUGAGGCAGUGGGCGUGCUUGUGCAUCAGUCAGCUCUGGCAAGACCUUCCAGAGGCCAAGUGGCGCGGCAUCAGGGAAAAUGCCUACGUGACAUUAGCAUGCCUCACCAAGGAUCCUUGCUGUGAAGUGCGCGCAUCCGUCGUUCACGCCAUGACGACCUUCCUCGGUAUCCCAGAUCUGACCGACGAGGUGGCAAAGAUUGAGGAGUCGAUUGCUUGGACUAUUCUCGACAUGGGAACGGAUGGCAGCCCAAUGGUCCGCAAAGAGUUUCUAGUUUUCUUAUCACACUUUAUCGUUCGUUACGAGAACAAGUUCCUGGUUACGGCGUAUGAGCAGCUCCAGGAAGAAAAGGACUACCUGGUCUCGCCUCCCCAGGAUGAUGGACACGAACACAAGAUGGGACUGCACUAUGCACGCCCUGAGAAUCGCAACAAAGAUGGAACAAUCAAGCCUACGGCCCACGGUCUUGCCCAUAAUAGUGUCUACAUGGCUUGCUGGAAGCACGCUUUGAUCUUGAGCGUCGACCCCCACCCAGAGGUCCAGCGCUCGGCUACCAUAAUCAUCGACUACAUGCACAAAGCCCUCCUCAGCUCAACCCUUGGUGAGAAGGCCCAUUCCGCGAUGCGAGAUAUUCAGAGGAGAGCGAACCGUGCCACCUUUAAGAGUGCGGCCACUGCUCAUCAGCGAAGAAGUCUCAUGAGUGGGAAUGGUGCACCAGUCACGGCUCCUCUACCGUCACCCGGCCUCCUUCGACGUACCGCAAGCCUCCUUUUCCAAUCGCUUGUUGGUACUGAGGAUAAGUCUCGACCUACCACGCCUUCUGGUUCUGUUACUUCGGUGGCUCCACCGCGAUCCCCUGGUGCCGCCCCCCCCCCUGAUCAAGCUUCUGCACCGCCUGAGCAAAAUGACACUUCCGGGGUUCCGGCUACUUACCACACAGCGCGUGAACCUGUUUCCGGUGAAUUUAAGGAAAGAGAUCUGACGGAGAACACGACUCUGCCUCUAGUCAGCAAAUUUCUGGACUGGUCAACUGAAUACUUCCGAGAACCUCAGAUGAAGAACAGCGAAGCGGAUGAGCCUGGUAGCACAGACUACAACGAAAGGCUGUGGAGAAGACAGCGGAAUGAGACGACCCUGCGUGAAACACAACCGCUCAAGCAGUUUGCGGGAAGCCAUCGCUGGAACAACCAGCUCGGCAUGGUGAACAAUGGGGCGCAACCCGCUAAGAUGACAUUCCACCAAUAUGAGGACCAUCUGGCCGUCUCCGAUGAUGGCAACACCGUCAUGGUGUGGGAUUGGAAACGACAGGGCAGACUGAGCAAGUUCUCAAACGGUAAUCCAGAGGGAUCGAGGGUCAGCGACAUGAGGUUUAUCAAUGAAGACGACCAGGCAAUGCUGCUGACGGGAUCCUCGGAUGGCGUCAUUCGAAUUUAUCGCAACUACGACUCCGACAAAGAAAUUGAACUGGCCACAUCAUGGCGUGCAUUGACGCACAUGGUACCGAGCAACGUCAACUCGGGCAUGGUGUUUGACUGGCAACAGGUCAAGGGCCGAGUACUCGUAGCGGGAGAUGUGCGUGUCAUUCGUGUGUGGUAUGCCGCAAGCGAAACAUGUGUCAUGGAUAUUCCCGCGCGUUCUGGGUCGUGCGUUACCUCAUUGACGUCGGAUCAAAUGACUGGUGAUAUAUUUGUCGCGGGCUUCGGGGACGGAGCGGUUCGUGUGUUUGACACGCGCCUGAGACCGCAAGAAUCGAUGGUCCGCAAGUGGAAGGACGAGACGGACCGCCAAUGGAUCAAGGCUGUCCACAUGCAGCGAGGGGGCCAACGCGAGCUGAUGAGUGCCAGCCGCAAUGGCAAAGUCAAGAUUUGGGAUAUCCGAAUGGACAAGGCUCUACGGUCGUUCCAGACGACACGGGACACGCUUCGCACAGCCAGCACACAUGAGCACUUGCCUGUCUUUGCAGUCGGCACCUCGACACAUUCCGUCAAAGUCUUCAGCCUCGACGGAGCAGAGCUCUCGCGGAUGGAGCCGUACUCGAGCUUUCUGCAGCAGAACCGCAGUUCGCCCAUUUCUGCGACGGCAUUCCAUCCGCACCGUCCAAUUCUGGGAUGCGCAGCACGAGGUGACCACCACAUCAACUUGUUUACCUGUGAAAAGGGUGACGCGUUGUCGUGA